AUGUCACGCUUCUUCCACGGUGUCGGCAGUGACAGUGAGACUAGCUCCUCCGAAGAGGAGGAACUCUACAGUGAUCGCGAUGAGGAAGAAGAAUCUGAAGAAGAAGAAUCCAGUGAGGAGGAAUCUUCGGAGGAGGAGGAGUCCUCCUCUGAAGAGGAAACAGGGCGAACAGGUGCUAGCCGUUUCAUGAGAGAUGUCUCUGAAAGCGAGGAAAGUGAAGAUGAGGACAGAGUAACGGUCGUGAAGAGUGCGAAGGAUAAGAGGCUGGAGGAGCUUGAGAGUACCGUCAAGCUGAUCGAAAAUGCCGAGAAGAUUAACGACUGGGCGGUGAUCUCGACAGAGUUCGACAAGUUGAACCGGCAAAUCACCAAGAUAACGCAGUCGGGGCCCGUGCCCAAGCUAUACAUUAAAGCCAUUGCUGAUCUCGAAGACUUCUUGAACGAGACGAUAGCCAAGCAGAAGGUCUCGACGAAGAAGAUGAACGCCAGCAAUGCCAAGGGCCUCAACGCAGUUAAGCAGCGUAUCAAGAAGAACAACAAAGAGUAUGCGACUGAAAUUGAAAAGUAUCGGGAGGAUAAGGAGAAGUACAUGGAAGCCGAUGAGGAAGCGGAGGAGGUCAAGAUUGUUGAACGACCUACAAGGGCUCGCAUGGACCCCUUGGAAUCUCUGGCUGCUGCAGAUGAGGAGGGUUUCUCAACUGUCGGUCGUCAUGGGAAGGCGUUGCAAUACACCCCCGAAAGCAUCCUCAAACAUCUCCGCAUUAUUGUCGAGUCGAGAGGGAAGAAGAAUACCGACCGUCAAGAACAGAUCCGGACAAUGGAGAAGCUACUGGAAGUGGCUCAGACUCCGUAUCAACGUAUUCGAGUCUAUCUUACGCUCAUCGCCACCCGCUUCGACCUUACCUCCACUUCAGCUUUGAGUCACAUGAGCACCGAGCAAUGGAAGCUUGCCGAACGAGAGUUCUCGAGUCUCCUGACUGUCCUGGAAGAGAACCGUGAUCAUGUUGUUACUGAAGGGGCAGAAGAGUGGGAAGACGAUGAGAAGCAACCACAGGUCGCGCCGGGCGAGGUUCUCUAUAUUCCUGGGAGCAUUGUCUCCUUCGCCGAGAGGUUGGACGAUGAGCUCACGCGGUCUUUGCAGCACAUUGACCCUCAUACUGCUGAGUACAUUGAACGCCUUAGCGAUGAGCAGUCCCUGUAUAACAACCUCGUCCGAACUCAGCUUUAUGUUGAGGAACUUGGCAAGACCGACAAGAGUGAACCGCGACAGGACAGCAUCAACCGUAUUGUGAUGAGGAGAUUGGAACACAUCUAUUUCAAGCCGUCCCAGGUUGUCACCAUUCUCGAGGACGCCACCUGGAAGGCGAUCCCUCAGGGCUUGGACUCUUCUAUCACACCUCGUGGGAAAUCUACCGACGUACUAGCUCUCGUCCAGACCCUCUGCAACUACCUCUUCAAGUACAGCGACGGCAUUAUCCGAGCCCGGGCAAUGCUGUGCCAGAUUUACUUUCUCGCUCUCCACGACAACUACUAUCGCGCUCGCGACCUAAUGCUCAUGUCCCAUCUGUCUGAGAAUAUCUCGAACUUCGAUGUGAGCACGCAGAUUCUCUUUAACAGAACCCUCGUCCAAAUAGGCCUCUGUGCAUUCCGGGCUGGCCUGAUCUACGAGGCUCAGAAUACGCUUUCAGAAAUCUGUGGUAGUGGGCGCCAGAAGGAGCUGUUGGCGCAGGGCAUUAUCCUGCAGAGAUACUCAACUGUCUCACCAGAGCAGGAGAAGCUUGAGCGACAGCGCCAGCUUCCCUUUCACAUGCACAUCAACCUCGAGUUGCUGGAGUGCAUCUACCUUACCUCUAGCAUGUUCCUUGAGGUUCCGCUCAUGGCCCAGACUUCAUCCAGUCCCGAGAUGAAACGCCGUGUCAUCUCGAAGACGUUCCGUCGUAUGCUUGAUUACAACGAGCGGCAAGUCUUCACGGGUCCUCCCGAGAAUACUCGCGACGGCGUCAUUAUGAGUGCGAAGUUCCUUGCCGCCGGCGACUGGAAGAAGGCUACGGAGCUGCUCACCUCCAUCAAGAUCUGGGAUCUGAUGCCGCAUCCAGACAAGAUUAAGAAGAUGCUCGCAGAACAGAUUCAGGAAGAAGGUCUACGAACCUACCUGUUCACCUAUGCACCCUUCUAUGACACUCUCUCCAUUGCUACCCUGGCCAACAUGUUCGAGCUUCCUGAGAAGAAGAUUGCUGCCAUUGUUAGCCGCAUGAUUUCCCAUGAGGAGCUUGCCGCUGCGCUCGACCAGGUCAACGGUGCCAUUGUCUUCCGCAAGGGCGUUGAACUGUCUCGUCUCCAGUCCCAGAUUGUGACGCUCGCUGACAAGUCCAUGUCUCUCUUGGAGGCCAACGAGAAGACAUUGGAACAGCGCACUCAGGGAAUGGCCAACGCCUUCCAGCGAGACCAAGGGGCCGGUGGCCGUGGCGGUCGUGGCCCUGGACGCAGUGGCCAGACGCGUGGUGGUCCAAGGUUGCCCGGUGGUCAGCAACGAAGACCAGGAGGUCAACAGUUCAGUGGAGGUGCAUUGGGUGGUGCGAUCAAGGCAUAA
Messenger RNA from Rasamsonia emersonii CBS 393.64, 2589 nucleotides. RefSeq lists its product as uncharacterized. The transcript has 2 exons. Gene Ontology annotation, molecular function: RNA binding; translation initiation factor binding; translation initiation factor activity. Bases 1 to 2589 code for a protein of 862 amino acids. Gene Ontology annotation, cellular component: eukaryotic translation initiation factor 3 complex. The record is from RefSeq and is a predicted model, not a curated record. Gene Ontology annotation, biological process: translational initiation. NCBI's taxonomy places the organism in Eukaryota, Fungi, Ascomycota, Eurotiomycetes, Eurotiales, Trichocomaceae.